Adineta steineri is the source of this 1047-nucleotide messenger RNA. The record is from the annotation of a GenBank genome assembly. NCBI's taxonomy places the organism in Eukaryota, Metazoa, Rotifera, Eurotatoria, Adinetida, Adinetidae.
AUGAAUUUGCUUGAUUUACCCGAUGAAAUUCUUCUUUGCAUAUUACAUAAAAUGAAUGUUGUUGAUGCAUUAUUUAGUCAAAGUGGUCUUCAUCAUCGGCUUGAUCAACUAUUAUUCGAUCCUAUCUAUGUUCGUGAACUAGAUUUUACAAUAAAAUCAUGGGAUGAUUCAAUUUCUCCAACAAAACUAUCGAAAUUAAAAUAUUUCUCAUUAACUAAUUAUGUUGGCACAUAUUUCUACAAUGAUCUUGUUGUGCCACUUAUACAACGAAUGGCUUAUUUAGAAGAACUUAGUUUAUUUCUGACUGUUUCAAAAAGAGAUACAUAUGACGUUGUCGAUGGAAAUAAUCUUUAUCAUGAUAUUCUAAUUCAUCUAUCUCAAUUGAAGAUAUUUCAAUUUAAUAUUUAUACUUAUCUUUUCAAUACAAAUGUAUCCAUCAAUGAUUUUCCUUCCAACGAUGAUAUUCAACGUAGUUUUAAUUCCAAUAGAUUCGGACAAAUCGGAUCAUAUGUUCAGCAUACUUCAGAAAAAAGUAGAUAUGGUUGUCAUGUCUGUUCACUUCCAUUUAAAUUUAAAACUUUCAUCAGAUUGAGCACUUCAUUUUCAGCAGGAAUAUUCUAUCAUGUUCGAAUGUUAGUUGCUAAUGAUUAUGUACCAUGGGAAUAUUAUUUCUUCAAGAAAGUUGCUGAAAGUUUUCCUUCUCUUGAAGUAUUAAUGAUUAGCAAUUCUCAUCCACAGAAAAAUAAAUCACAAUUGAAUAAUAAUAAUAAUAAUACAGAAAACUUGCAAAUGGUUACAUUUCUUCGAUUAUUGGAUCCUCGGGUGACAUUAGCACAUAUUGAUUAUAUUGAACAAUUGUUAUUCAAUCGAUAUACACAUCUACCUCGUCUUUGUCAACUUGAAAUUGACUAUGAACAACUAAUUACAUUGACGAAUAAUUUUACAAAUGAUCAAACACAACUUAAUUGUUUACAAGUACAACGUCUGAUCAUCAAUGAAUCUUUUGUUCCUCCACACAAUUUUUUUUUGUUUUUUCCUCUAUUAUAA